AUGCUGUCAGUGCAUUACAGGAGUGCCACUGCUGCCGACGUCGGGCCCUCUCGUCUGCAUUUGCCACCGUGCACAGCCGAAGCCUACGAAGACUUCGUUCGUCGGCUAACUACUGAGGCGGAAUUGGCAGACAAGGCGGUAUGUGUAUAUUUGUUUGACUGUUCUCAGAUCAGACAGCUGGCCGUGGUGGGAGGGCGGAGUGAAAAAGACUUUGUCAGAAAUCUUCUGACUGCUCUCAUUGGUCCGCCGCUUUGUUACACCUUCUGCUGGAGGGGCGCAUCCAAGGAGAAGCGGUCGUUCCUUGCCUGCCCGUUAUUUAGCAUCCUCAACGGUAGGUCUACUUUUGCUUAUUGGCACAUACAGAUGCCAUCGGCCAAAACCCCGUUUUAGCAACUGCAACAGGGAGGUACUUCGACUUACGGCCAUUAAUUGGUUCCAUGGGUCGAAGGACCGUUAUGGAGGACGAUCGAGACGCAGGCGCAAUAUUCACACAGUACGACAUUUUGCUUUGAAUUACUGCCUAAAUGUGUUCAGUUUCAAGGAGUCCCCACUGAUGACCUCGCAUGCCCACAACUCUCCCCUCCGAAGCACACGUAAGUUAACUGAAAAAGACUGCUAUUAACACACUUUAUGUUAUUUCCCUCUUUACAAUAAUUAUAAUGAUAGUAUGUAUUUCGAAAGUAUGUAUACAUACUAGUAUGUAUACAUACUAGUAUGUAUGAAUUAACAGUGUACUUUGCAAUAGUAAUUAUUAUAUUGUAAUAACUAUUGCAAAGUACAUUGUUAAUUAACUCGAUGAUGUCUGCUUGAGGUCUGACGUUCGCAGAAGUAGUAAAUCCGCCUACCUAUCUCUUGAGUUCGAAAAGUGAGACCUAGCUCAUUUUACCCGGCCCUCGUUGACCGGUUUGGGGUCUGCGUCGGACCCGCAUUUUACUGUGAUCAGUGCCGCGCCCGCCCUGGUUGACUGCGUAGAUAAUUAGCGUCCCUAAUUACUUCGCGCCGUCGCUGCCUCUUGUCAAAUUGGUUCGUAAAACCGAAUACGGGCAAAUAAAUGAAUUUGGCAAAGGACAUCCGGGCUUCUCUGCAUCAGCCCUGAGGUAAAUUAGGGUCAUGUACAUAGAACUAUGUGCGUGAAUUUCCAGUGCCUGGGGACGGGCAGACGAAUUCACUACUCGGAACGCCGGACCCGCGUCUGGCCUGCACCGAAGGAAGCCUCCUUAUGACACGCCACCUAGGAAUUGCAUUUCUCCUACUAUUGACAUUAUUGAUUAGUUCAAGGACAAGAGCAUUUCCCAUGUUUUACCACAGUUCUUUUUGUUACAGGAACCGCCCAUAA
Spirometra erinaceieuropaei is the source of this 1336-nucleotide messenger RNA. The record is from the annotation of a GenBank genome assembly. NCBI's taxonomy places the organism in Eukaryota, Metazoa, Platyhelminthes, Cestoda, Diphyllobothriidea, Diphyllobothriidae.